CCUGCCCUGUGUGAAGGAAGAAAAGAAGGAGAGGAGAGAAAGGGAGGGAGGGGGUGAAUGAGAAGAAGGAAUGACUGGUCUAGCAACGCUGGUUAACUAGAAUGUGGUGGAUUCCAAACUUACAUACAUUUAAAGGAAAAUAAAACAGGGAAAACAAAAAAAAGGGGACUGCAAAAAAAUCUUGACUGGAUUUUGUUUUUGUACGAUUUCUCCUGGCAUCCAUUGCUGAACAAAAGAGCGAAGUCAUAGCUCCAUCAUGGAUAUCGGUGGUUUGGAGACAGUGGUGGCCAACUCGGCCUAUGUGGCAGCUCGUGGAAGUGUGGAUGGCGGCGCAGCAGCCACCAUGCGAGACAAGAAGAUGCGUGCCAAGCUGUAUCUACCCCACAUCAAGCAGUGCGAGAACAUGAAGACUACAGUAGACUCAGCCUUCGACAGCAUGUGCGUUAAACAGCCUAUUGGCAAGCGUCUCUUUCAGCAGUACCUGGAAAGCGAGGCCACCCAUAAGCCUUCCUGUGAACUGUGGAAGGACAUGGAGGACUACAAUGUCUCGGACGAGAAGGAUCGAAAGCAGAAGGCCCAGAAGAUUGUCAACAAGUUUUAUGAUUCUGCCUCCAAGACCUUCUGCAAAUUCCUAGAGGAAAAGGCCAUCGCCCGCGUCAAGGCGGACUACACAAACAUCCGGAAUGACCUGUUCAAGGAGAGUGAGAAGCAGUUGCUCAAGCACCUGGAGACCAGUGCCCUCACUGGCUUCAAGAAAAGUAUGUACUUCCUGCGCUAUGUGCAAUUUAAAUGGCUAGAGGGCCAGUCAGUAAAUGAGGAGUGGUUCAUGGAUUUCCGAGUGCUUGGCAAAGGAGGUUUUGGGGAAGUGCAUGCCUGUCAGAUGAAGGCCACAGGCAAGAUGUAUGCCAACAAGAAGCUGAACAAGAAGAGGCUGAAGAAACGCAAGGGCUACGAGGGUGCGAUAAUUGAGAAGAGAAUCUUGGCGAAGGUGCACAGCCGCUUCAUUGUGACACUGGCAUAUGCCUUCCAGACCAAAAAUGACCUCUGCCUGGUCAUGACCAUCAUGAAUGGAGGAGACCUCAGGUAUCACAUGUACAACGUAGAUGAGAAGAACCCUGGGUUCAAGGAGCCAAGAGCAUGCUUUUACACAGCCCAGAUCAUCUGUGGUCUAGAGCACCUUCAUCAGCACAGGAUCGUCUACAGGGACUUGAAGCCAGAGAAUGUGCUACUGGAUGAUGCAGGGCAUGUGAGGCUGUCAGAUUUGGGUCUGGCUGUGGAGCUGAAACCCGGUAAAGACAAAACAAAAGGCUAUGCCGGAACACCAGGAUUCAUGGCUCCAGAACUUCUGCAAAGCAAAGAGUAUGACUACACCGUGGAUUACUUCACCCUGGGAGUGACACUGUAUGAAAUGAUUGCUGCCAAAGGACCCUUUAGGAUUCGUGGUGAAAAGGUGGAAAACACUGAGGUGACCCGGCGGAUCCUGAAUGACCCGGCCUCCUACUCAGAUAGCUUCAGCAAGGAUUGCAAGUCUUUGUGUGAAGGCCUGCUGGAGAAAGAUCCCACGAAACGACUUGGGUUCAAAAACGAUACCUGUGAUGAGCUGAAGAACCACCCCUUCUUCAAAAACCUCAACUGGGGCCGGCUAGAAGCAGGCAUGCUGACACCACCCUUUGUUCCUGAUCCAAAAAUGGUGUAUGCCAAGAAUAUUGAUGACGUGGGCGCCUUCAGUACUAUCAAAGGUGUGGUUCUGGACAACAAGGAUACGGAGUUCUACAAUGAAUUUUCCUCAGGAAACAUUCCCAUCCCAUGGCAGGAGGAGAUGAUCGAGACCGGUGUGUUUGGUGAACUCAACCUCUGGCCGGGGAAUGGAAAGCUGCCAAAUGACCUUGACCCCAACUUUGUACCACCUGUUGAGGCCAAGGGUGGGGCUUGUGUGCUGCUUUGAGGGGGGAUGGGAGAGGGAAGAUGAUAAAGGUUUGACCAACUGAAGUCAGUGGAUCAAAAUUAAAAUGGAAAUUUUCUAUCAUAAUAUUUAUGGACCACAUCAUACACCUUAUAUCACCUCAAAUCUGUGUGAAGUACCUUUGUAACUGUAAAAAAACAUGCAACAGCUGUAAAAUAGUUCACAAAAUACAAUGUACAUAAGUUAACUGACUCCUGAAGUUUUCCACAUGCGAUUUAUUCUGAGUUAAUUUUCCAAAAACCUUAGGUUGAAAUCUUCUGUAUUCUUGUAAAUUUUAUUUUUCAAAGAGGUAUAACAAAUGUGCACAAUGCAUGGCUACAAGCUUCUUCAUAUUGGUUGCUAUUUAAUUGGGAUUGUCCUAAAAGUCUUACUUUUAAUUUUUAAUCAAAGAUAAGGACAGAUGAAUCCUGGCCAGUAUCGUUUUACAGACAACAGACCAUUAUAGACUGUUACAGACAUACCAUGCCAUAUGUUGACCCGAAUGUGACUGUGCUGGCCACAAUGACACCAUGACAUGGCAAACAAAACACAACCUAUGCAAUGAUGGGAAGGGUGAGCUGUGGUUGAGAUGUGGUGUCUUGCUGUAACAUUAAAAAAGCUGUGUCUAGAGGAGUGAAGUACAUAGAAAAACCAAGAUAUGUGGAUACAUGUAAAGGUAAAGCAAGUUUCAUGUCAUGUAAAACAGUUUUAAAAAUGCAGUGAUUUCAAGUAUUUAGGACCUUCUUUGUACUUUUAGUCUAAUGAUUUGUACUUUAGAGGGUCAAAUGAUUACGAAGUGAAGCCAUGGUUUCCAGAGAGAACAAUAAUGGUAAAUAUCAGCAGAUAAAACCUAUUCGUUCUUUUGAAGCCUAAUGUGGCAUUAAUGGAUUCAUGGAAAGGACAUUGUUUAAUUAGUUAUGAAACAGGAGUGAAGCGUACUGAAAUCUGAGAUGCAAUUUGAAAUGCUUGUCAGACAGUGUUCACUUUCUGAAAGGAAAGUUUUCUAUCAUAAGUAUUGACAAAAAUAUAAUAAUAAAUUAGGCAAAUUAGCAAAUACCUCCUAAAUGAAAGUCUAUUAGGUUAAUGCAUUUGCAAAUUUGAAGACAAUAUAUGUUGGAUUUCCGGUUUUUGUUUAUUUGGUUGCAAAUUAUGUUAAAUAAUGAAUACAUAUUUUAUUUGCAGAAAGAUGACACUCCAUUUAGAGUUUCUGAAAUAGUUUUGUGCAAUGGCAGGCUCUAUUGUUAGAAUACAUUGUCUGUAGUUAUAGUACAGAUUGCAUAGGACUGAAUUUGCAAGGUAUAUGCUAUUGGUUCUUGUGUAUGUGACAGAAUUAUAUAAUUAAGUAAAACUAUUGUAAUUUAGGCUUUAUUCAAUAAAUAAUGGAAUCGUUAAUUUAA
Messenger RNA from Anguilla rostrata (American eel), 3339 nucleotides. RefSeq names its product G protein-coupled receptor kinase 1 b (gene grk1b). The record is from RefSeq and is a predicted model, not a curated record. Gene Ontology annotation, biological process: signal transduction; regulation of opsin-mediated signaling pathway; protein phosphorylation. NCBI's taxonomy places the organism in Eukaryota, Metazoa, Chordata, Actinopteri, Anguilliformes, Anguillidae. The transcript has 8 exons. Gene Ontology annotation, molecular function: ATP binding; rhodopsin kinase activity. Gene Ontology annotation, cellular component: cytoplasm. The coding region runs from base 257 to 1945 and encodes 562 amino acids.